Messenger RNA from Cladophialophora yegresii CBS 114405, 2292 nucleotides. RefSeq lists its product as uncharacterized. Bases 1 to 2292 code for a protein of 763 amino acids. Gene Ontology annotation, biological process: protein ubiquitination. The record is from RefSeq and is a predicted model, not a curated record. Gene Ontology annotation, cellular component: CCR4-NOT complex. Lineage: Eukaryota; Fungi; Ascomycota; Eurotiomycetes; Chaetothyriales; Herpotrichiellaceae. Gene Ontology annotation, molecular function: RNA binding; metal ion binding; ubiquitin-protein transferase activity. The transcript is spliced from 3 exons.
AUGAGUAGGUCUCAGGAUACCGUCAUCGACGAUGACGAGGAGACAUGCCCACUAUGCAUCGAAGAGUUCGACCUGUCCGACAAGAACUUCAGACCUUGUCCAUGUGGCUAUCAGAUCUGCCAGUUCUGCUUCAACAGCCUGAAAACUACCUACGAGAAGAGCACCUGUCCUAAUUGUCGCCGACCUUACGACGAGAAAACGAUCCAGUACAAGAUCCCGACUGCCGAAGAGUUCAAGCUCGACCAGCUGAAUAAGAACAAAAAGCAAGCGGCCGCGAAACGCAAAGAGACGGAGAAGCGGGAGGUUGAGAAUUCGUCACGUCGCAACCUGGCCGGCGUGCGUGUCAAACAGCAGAAUCUCGUCUAUGUUAUCGGCCUGAUUCCCUCGAUCAAGGACGAGCAGGCAUUACUUCAGACUCUCCGCGGCCCAGAAUAUUUCGGUCAAUACGGUGAAAUCGAAAAAAUCGUGGUCAGCAAAGCCAAACCUGGAGCAACAAACCAAGGCAUCGGCGUCUACGUCACCUUUGCUCGCAAGGAGGACGCCGCACUCUGCAUCAAUUCCGUUGACGGCUCUGUCAACAGCGACCGCGUGCUUCGGGCUCAAUUUGGCACCACAAAAUACUGCUCCGCCUAUCUGCGAGGUGAGACCUGCACCAACAGAAACUGCAGCUUCCUUCAUGAAACAGGCGAAGAUGGGCAGCACACCUCCCUGCAGAAUGAGCCUCAUGGUGCGAGAAUUACCAAUCGACCAGCGAUCGCCGCCCCAGCCGCGCAGAUGAAUCCGCCUCCCCGUCCUCUCUCCGCGGUGCAGGGGUCAACGUCUCACUCCAUGGCUCGGCAGGGAAGCACAGAGAAUGAUGUUAGCAGGAAGAACUCACACGAUGGUUCCGCCCUGCCUUCCACGGCAAGCUGGGCAACUGCAACUGCAAGCGCCACCCGAACGAGACGCACCAGUCAUUCAAACAGUGGAGCUACCCCCAGCCCGCAAACAACACAUGCCUCCCUUGCCGCUAAGAAAACCGAGGAACCCAAACUCAGGGAGUCCCCCAUCAACGAGUCAUCUGCGUCGACCGCGCCGGCAAAGAUUGCCCCCAAACAAGAACAGCCCGUGGCGAAACCGAAGCCCAACCUGGUGGAUCCUGCGCAACAAAUCUUCAAUGACACCAAACGAAUCCUAUCAAGGGCUUAUCAGUUCUCCUAUGACGACUCAUGUCUCAGCCCAGAGGCUCGCGCAGCGGUAGACGAUAUGCCUUGUUUCGUCGACCCUUACGGGGGUGCCAAGCGUCGCGCAAUGCGAGAGAAAGAGGAGGCUGAACGAGCCAAACUAGAGACCGAGGCUAGGGCAAAGCUUGAAGCGCAAGCGACCUCGGCCGCCGAAGAGACGCUAGAGGAAGACAACAUCGUGGCCGGCAGCCUCGCCCUAGGUGGCGAACCCGAGGACGAUCAUCCAAGAAGCUCUUCAGCACGUGGCGCCAUUGGGCGGCCAUCACAACCGGUGAAUGAUCAAUUCUCCUCAAUGAACAUACGCAGUUUGACGCCGCAGCAACGACAACAACUGGCUCUUCUCAACGGCAGCAACAUCCAACAAGCACCCGGUCUUGGCCAGCCCAAUACGCAGAAUACUGCUUUCGAGAUGUCAGAUUUCGAAAGACGUGCGCCACAGUUCAGCCAAGCUCAGUACGAACAGAUUAGCAAUCAUCAACGUCAUGGAUCUCGAUACUUCAACAACGACACCAAGACUGGUACCAGCAACCGGUUUCCGGGACAGCAACAAGGCUUUUACUCCAGCGGCGUCCAAGGACCUCCUCCAGGCCUACCGACGGCCGGUACCCCACCAGUCAGCGGCGGCGGGAUGUUCGCGCACGGUCAAAAUUUCACCAAUCCUGGUUUUGGAGCUUCCAAGGACAUCAAUGCUGAAGUCUACUCAAGAAACCGCAGCGGGACGAAUCAAGGUCAUGACAUGGCUAAGCGUGAGUUACUUCUUUCCUUGCAAAAUAACCCCCUGCGUUCGCCCUCAUCGCAAGCCCCUGCCCCUGGAAUUCUCAACCCGCUCUACGCUCAAUACCAGACAUAUCAAGAUCCCGGGCUUGUCAAACAAAGAAAAAAGGGCAAGAAGCACAGACACGCUAACACUUCCUCUUCAGGAGGUGGUGUAGAGCAUCUUGCAGACCCAAGUAUUGCAUCAGCCAGAGUUCACCAGAGCACCACAACAGGGCAGGGGCUUUUUGGGGGUAACCAAGGUGGGUACCAACAAUCAAACCUAUACGGCGGCGGCGGGUACAAUCGCUGGUGA